Dacryopinax primogenitus is the source of this 1161-nucleotide messenger RNA. Its product is annotated as thioredoxin reductase. NCBI's taxonomy places the organism in Eukaryota, Fungi, Basidiomycota, Dacrymycetes, Dacrymycetales, Dacrymycetaceae. Gene Ontology annotation, cellular component: cytoplasm. The record is from RefSeq and is a predicted model, not a curated record. The transcript is spliced from 5 exons. The coding region runs from base 1 to 1161 and encodes 386 amino acids. Gene Ontology annotation, biological process: removal of superoxide radicals. Gene Ontology annotation, molecular function: thioredoxin-disulfide reductase (NADPH) activity.
AUGGCACCCAUUACCUCCUCAAAACCGACCUCCCGUCGUCCUCGCAGCAAGAAGCGUCACUCCAAGGUCGUGAUCAUUGGCUCUGGACCGGCAGGGCACACUGCAGCGAUCUAUUUGGCUAGGGCAAACCUUAAUCCGGUCAUGUUCGAGGGCAUGCUCGCAAACGGCCUCGCAGCAGGUGGUCAGUUAACGACCACGACCGAGGUCGAGAACUUCCCCGGUUUCCCCCAAGGCAUUGGCGGUAUCGAGUUGAUGGACAAAUUCCGGGAUCAAUCCGCGCGCUUUGGCACGGAGAUCAUCACCGAGACGGUGUCGAAGGUGGACCUGUCCGCACGGCCGUUCCUGUACUGGCGCGAGGGCGAGGAGGAUGAUUCUGCCGCGGCAGAGACCUGCGAUGCGGUCAUCAUGGCCACUGGAGCAAGCGCAAAACGCAUGCACAUCCCUGGGGAGGACAUCUACUGGAAUAGCGGGAUCAGCGCAUGUGCUGUGUGUGAUGGUGCCGUACCCAUCUUCAGAAAAAAACCGCUUGCUGUUGUCGGAGGUGGCGAUAGCGCCGCGGAGGAAGCGUUAUAUCUCACUAAAUUCGGCUCGCAUGUAUUUGUUCUCGUCCGCCGCGAUCAACUCCGCGCUAGCAAGAUCAUGUCGAAACGACUGAGCUCAAAUCCUAAUGUCACCAUCAUGUGGAACACGAUUGCAUUGAGUGCUGAGGGUGAUGGGAACCUACUACAAAAUCUGAGGAUAAAGAAUGUGAAGACUGGUGUUGAAAGCGACCUGCAGGUGAACGGGCUGUUUUAUGCUAUCGGCCAUACCCCAGCAACCGAGCUCGUUAGAAGACAGCUGGAUUGUGAUGCAGACGGAUACAUCAUCACAAACCCGGGCACCGCGGAGACAUCGGUACCGGGAGUUUUCGCUGCUGGUGAUGUGCAGGACAAGCGAUAUAGGCAAGCGAUUACCAGUGCUGGGAGUGGGUGCAUGGCUGCGAUGGAAGCUGAGAGAUUCCUGGCGGAGGAAGAAGAUGAGCUCAAGAUGGAGGAGGCGAGCUUGGCAACACCGGUAUCUACCACAGGGAGCGACAGCUCGAAAUCAACCGAGCUCAACGGGGUGAACGGUGUACACGACAUCUCACUCCAGGACGAUUCACCGGAACCGCUCAAGGCAUGA